AAUCUCCAAAUGUACUAACCAUUGUCUUGAAAAGGUGUAGUGUGUCGAAAUAAUCUAUAAAAUGACUGAUCGACCUAAAGCAAUGUUUUUAAUCUGUUUGAUUAUUGUUAAUAAUCUUUAUUAUACAUUUGCAUUAACUGAAGCACAAAUGGCUUCAACAGCCAAAUUAAUGAGAAAAAUGUGUCAACCAAAAACUAAAGUAACUGACGAACAAAUUGACAAUUUUCAUAAAGGCGUUUUUGAUGACGAUAAAAAAAUGAUGUGUUAUAUGAAUUGUAUUUUGGAAACGAUGAAAAUUAUUAAAAGUGGAAAAUUAGAUAUGGGCGCAGUCGAACAACAGAUACCAACAUUACCAAAAAAAUAUCAAGAGUCAACGAGAAAAUCAAUGGAUGAGUGUAUAAAUAAAGUUACUGGAGAAAAAUGCGAACCCGCUUAUAAUUUUGCUAAAUGCAUUUAUUUGAGCAAUCCGGAGAUGUACUUUUUGCCAUAAGAAACAUCAUUGUUUGUAAAUUAAUUUUUUAUAAAAAUUUAUUUGAGUGUAAAAAAUGUUUUUUCAUUGUAAAUAAAAUUU
Chrysoperla carnea is the source of this 571-nucleotide messenger RNA. RefSeq names its product general odorant-binding protein 72-like. NCBI's taxonomy places the organism in Eukaryota, Metazoa, Arthropoda, Insecta, Neuroptera, Chrysopidae. Gene Ontology annotation, cellular component: extracellular region. The transcript is spliced from 7 exons. Bases 62 to 490 code for a protein of 142 amino acids. The record is from RefSeq and is a predicted model, not a curated record. Gene Ontology annotation, molecular function: odorant binding; dibutyl phthalate binding. Gene Ontology annotation, biological process: olfactory behavior; sensory perception of smell.